Messenger RNA from Rubroshorea leprosula, 746 nucleotides. The record is from the annotation of a GenBank genome assembly. NCBI's taxonomy places the organism in Eukaryota, Viridiplantae, Streptophyta, Magnoliopsida, Malvales, Dipterocarpaceae.
CAAGGUGGGAGAUAAAAAAUUUCGAGAGAUCCUCCUUUGCUGUGCCCCUUUCCAAUUAUGGGUCCUGUUCCUCCGCCUUUCAUCGAACUAGUUCCUUGUCCGUUGUUCAUGGGACCGGUUCCUCCUAUUCAUCGUCGGCCGUUCAUGGGACUGAUUCCUCUGCCGAUCAUGGAACCGGUUCCUCUGCCUUUCAUGGGACCGGUAGGUUCGGUUCCUCGGCUACUUAUGGGAUCAGUUCGUCCGCCGUUCAUAGGACCGCUUCCUCCUCGGCCGCUCAUGGGGCCGCAGGAUAUUCCAUUAAUCAGGGGUGUUUGUCCUCAUCAUCAUACUCGCUGGGCUAUUAGAGGCGACCACUGCCUCGUUCGUAAAAAUAAUCAUGGUCCCUGUUGUGAUGUUAACAACAUUGGCAAGGCUGCCGGAAAGUGGCCGUAGUAAUCAUGAUAAUGGUCCCGGUUCUGGUGCUAACAACACUGGCAAGGCUGCCGGAGGUAUCUAUUCCAUUUACCUUGCGGGAGAGAUAAACGUUAAAGCACAAGAGCUUUAGGAAAAGCGCGGGCUGCAAUCCCAAAGGACUACUGAAGAAUCCAUCCCACUGGUUUUAGCCGUACGGUUGUUCAUCAUGCUAUAGCGUAUCACCCAUUUGGAAAAGAGCUUUCAUGGGCUUUUCACAAUUUCAUCUUCCUAGAAGAAAAAUGAUCCUCACACCAAGUGUAUGGUCUACAUAUAAAUAAAUCUUUUGCAGGCUA